Molecule: messenger RNA, 471 nt
Organism: Tachysurus fulvidraco (yellow catfish)
Lineage: Eukaryota; Metazoa; Chordata; Actinopteri; Siluriformes; Bagridae
Gene: uqcrq
Product: cytochrome b-c1 complex subunit 8
Exons: 3
Coding region: 55-384 (109 amino acids)
Biological process (GO): mitochondrial electron transport, ubiquinol to cytochrome c
Source: RefSeq, a predicted model, not a curated record
GUCAUUCUAGUGCCCACACUCCAGUCUAGUAGGUGGCGGUAAUGCACCUUUAAGAUGAGUUGCCAACCGCCAUUAAACUCGAAAGAAGAAGAAGAACGUAAACUACGACAGUACGGACAAAUCCGGCAGCUCGGCAACUCUUUUGACACAAUGGGACGUCACUUUGGAGACUUGGCCAAAAUAAGACACAUAAUUACCUACAGCAUUUCACCCUUUGAACAGAGGGCUUUCCCCCACUACUUUUCAAAGGGAAUCCCCAAUGUUUGGAGACGAUUUUCAUCAUCUAUAUUCAAGGUUGCACCUCCAAUGAUUUUGAUGUACCUUACAUACACAUGGGGCAAUCAUGUUCAUGAGCAGAGCAAGAGGAAGAAUGCUAUGGACUGACCUUGAGAAUGACAUGUGAACCAAGUCUUUAUCUCUCUUUGUGCUCCCUGUUAUUUAUAAUUAAAAAAGGAUUGUAUUAAGUGAAAA